Messenger RNA from Carcharodon carcharias (great white shark), 3516 nucleotides. It is a transcript of the gene eps15, whose product is annotated as epidermal growth factor receptor pathway substrate 15. Gene Ontology annotation, biological process: endocytosis; endosomal transport. Bases 37 to 2826 code for a protein of 929 amino acids. The transcript is spliced from 25 exons. The record is from RefSeq and is a predicted model, not a curated record. Gene Ontology annotation, molecular function: cadherin binding; calcium ion binding. Gene Ontology annotation, cellular component: clathrin coat of coated pit; cytoplasm; plasma membrane. Lineage: Eukaryota; Metazoa; Chordata; Chondrichthyes; Lamniformes; Lamnidae.
UUUCAGUGCAUGAUGGGCUAAAGUGUAGGAAACAGCAUGGCGGGGCAGUUUACACUCACUCAGCUUUCGAGUGGAAAUCCUUUAUAUGAGAAGUAUUAUCGUCAGAUUGAUACAGUGAAUGGUGGAAGAGUUGGAGCAGCAGAAGCUGCCUCAUUUUUAAAAAGGUCUGGCCUAUCUGACCUCGUGCUUGGAAAGAUAUGGGAUUUAGCUGAUGCGGAUGGAAAGGGGUUUUUAAACAAACAGGAAUUUUUUGUUGCCUUAAGGCUUGUAGGCUGUGCACAAAAUGGACUUGAGGUUUCUCUGAACAGUUUGCACCUUGCUGCCCCAGCACCAAAAUUUAAUGAUAGAAAUAGUCCAUUACCGGCUAGUGGCUCAGCACCUAUUGAUGUUCCCUGGGCUGUGAAGUUGGAAGAAAAGGCAAAGUAUGAUAUAAUUUUUGACAGCCUUAAUCCUGUGAAUGGUUUCCUGUCUGGUGAUAAAGUGAAACCUGUGCUUCUCAAUUCUAAGCUACCUGUGGAUGUCCUGGGAAGGGUCUGGGACCUCAGUGAUACCGAUCGUGAUGGAUUAUUAGACCGAGAUGAAUUUGCUGUUGCCAUGUACUUGGUUUACCGUGCUCUUGAGAAGGAACCUGUACCAUUUUCAUUGUCGCCUGCCUUAGUACCACCUUCAAAGAGGAAAAAAGCUAGUGUUCCAUCUUCAGUGCCACUCAUUCCAUCUCCACCUACUUCCAAGGAAAGCCGACAGCCCUUGCCCCCUGUGGGAAUUCUACCUUCUAAAACACCAGUGGUCCAGGCUGUAAAAUGGGUUGUCACACCAACUGACAAAACAACAUAUGAUGAAAUCUUCAUCAAAACUGACAAAGACCAGGAUGGAUUUGUCUCUGGGGUAGAGGUCAAAGACUUCUUUCUCACCACGGGUCUACCUCCAGCGACACUGGCUCAUAUCUGGGCACUCUGUGAUACAAAUGAUUGUGGAAAGCUUUCAAAGGAGCAGUUUGCCUUGGCAUUACAUUUAAUAAACCAGAAGAUAACAAAAGGCAUUGAUCCACCUCAGGUUCUCACAGCAGAGAUGAUGCCUCCUGACAGUGCACAAAAGAAUGGAGCAACCCUGAACACUAUAACUGACUUUUCAGCCAUCAAAGAACUUGAUUCUAUACACAAUGAAAUUGCUGAUCUUCACAGGGAGAAAAGCAGUGUGGAAGUGGAAAUCAAAGAAAAGGAGGAGGCCAUAAAGCAGCGAACGAGUGAGGUCCAGGAUCUCCAGGAUGAAGUUGAUAAAGAGAGCACAAAUCUCCAAAAGUUACAAGAACAGAGGCAACAAGUACAGCAAGUGCUCAGUGGCUUGGAUCAACAGAAAAACCAACUGGAGGAGGAGCUUAAUGACAUCAGACAGAAGUGUACUGAAGAGACACAGCUGAUCUCAUCACUUAAGACUGAAAUUUCAGAUCAGGAGACCCAGAUAUUGUCUUGUGAGGAGGAGCUCAUCAAAGCACAGGAGGAGCUGAGCCGACUUCACCAGGAGACAGCAGAACUGCGGGAACGUAUGGAGGCCAGCCAAACCCAGUUGGUGCCUGUGCAGAAUUCUCUUCAGGCAUCCCACCAUGAAAUUAACCAGGCAAAAUCCAAGCUGUCUGAGCUACAAGAAUCUAAGGAAAGCUUCAACAAUCAACUGAAUUGGCGGAGUCUUGUGCAACCUGCCCUUGUCAAUGGUGGUGUUGAGCAGUAUGAGCUUAACAACAGUGUCAGUGAGUCUACUGACCACAAGGAAAAUACUGAGAGGCAAAGCCCACUGGAGAAGGAAUCAAUUAUCACUGAGACUGUGGUCAACAAAAGCAUUGAUGAAUCCAUCCCAAACACUGUAGAGAUGAAGACAGAACAAGCUGAAAUUCAGCAACCAAGUUUUGCAGAAAAGGAAGACCCUUUUGAUCUGAAAGCUACUGAAUAUUCUAACACUAUUCCAGACCCAAACCUGGAUUUCUUUCAGACAGAUCCUUUCACUGGAAGUGACCCCUUUAAAGAUGAUCCAUUUGGAAAAGUUGAUAUUGCAGAUCCUUUUGGAGGAGAUCCCUUUAAAGGCACAGAUCCUUUUGCAGAUGCUUCUGAUAACUUCUUUCAACAGUCUUCAAGUGACCCAUUUACUUCCACUGAGUCUGAUCCAUUCAGUGCUACAAUAUCCAACAAUAAUGUGGAAUCAAUUGAAACAUUGAAAGCCAAUGAUCCAUUUGCUCCUGGUGGUGGUACAGUCUCAUCCACUGUUGAAACAGUCACUGACCCUUUUGUCUCAAUGUUUGGAAACGAUUCAUUUGGAAGUGGUUUUGCUGAUUUUAAUACAUUAUCACAGUCCGACCAUGCAGACCCAUUCAGUUCUGCCGCAGGAACAGACCACAAUAAUGAUGCCUUUGGAAAAAAUGGAUUCACAGAUGAACCUACAAAAAUUGAAGAGGUUCCUCCAGCACUACCACCAAAAGUUGGCACUCCAACAAGACCCCCUCCACCACCACCUGGUAAAAGACUUUCCCUUGUAAAGUCAGAAUUAUCCGACUCCUUCAAGUUAAAUGAUCCUUUCCAUCCGUUUAAUUCAGGGAAUUCAUUCCAUAAAGAAAAUCAUCUUGAUCCAUUUGCUCCUACCUCUCCAAGUAAAGAUAUAGGAGACAACACAAAUUUUGCAAACUUCAAUGCUUACCCCAGUGAGGAAGACCAGAUAGAGUGGGCCAAAAGAGAAAGUGAACGAGCAGAGAAGGAGCGACUAGCGAGACUAAAUCAGCAAGAACAAGAGGAUUUGGAACUGGCCAUAGCACUCAGUAAAUCUGAAAUAUCUGAAGCAUGAAUAACGCUGAUGUGGUUGGUCUUCAGUGUUACUGGUCACCAUGACUUCCUAACCAACCCUGUUCUUACUAAUGACAUUUUAUGUAGAAGCUACCUAAAGUAACUUUGACAAUACUGGAAAUUCUUACCUGAAAUUAUUAGUUUGUUACUGAAGAGUCUUAUACUGGACUUGGAUCAGUGUGGUGAAACCUAUUAAUUCAGAACUAUUAAAUAAUCUUUAUUCUGUAUAUGUAAAAAAAGUGAUGUACAAGCUAAAUACUGAUGCAAGUCUGUAUUAAAUGCAAUCAAUUUAGUUCUAAUUAUACUACUUUGCAGUGUUGGUAGUGGAGCUACCAUUUCAGCAGCUUCCUGUUCAAAUAAUAUUGUCCAAUAGGAUACACAAGCCAUUGAACAGCUGUAUAUAUUUACACCUUAGUUACAAAGUAGAUUUAAACAAUCAUAAACUUUUCAAGUGUAGCACAUUAACUGUUUCUGUAACCAGCAGUUGCUAACAAUGUAUAACUGUAUAGAGCAUCGGUUUCAGGAUACUUGCUAAAACUGCUGCUGUAAGUUAAACGUGUGCACUGCUAAACUUUUUACUGGCUUUAUUUUUUUAACUUGUCAGUUUAUAAAUUUUAAGCGAUUUUCCUUUUAUGUUCAUGUGAAAUUGCUGACUGCCUGGACAAAUAAAUAAACAUAAAUAAAAUGUAAA